This is a messenger RNA of Brassica rapa (field mustard), 3028 nucleotides long. Its product is annotated as terpenoid synthase 30. Gene Ontology annotation, biological process: diterpenoid biosynthetic process. The record is from RefSeq and is a predicted model, not a curated record. NCBI's taxonomy places the organism in Eukaryota, Viridiplantae, Streptophyta, Magnoliopsida, Brassicales, Brassicaceae. Gene Ontology annotation, molecular function: magnesium ion binding; terpene synthase activity.
CAAAACAGAAGAACUGAGUACCGUUGAUUAUUGCAUAUCCCUUUUUGUCUGUCACGAAAAAUGGAAGCAUCAAGAAUGAGUUUCGGUCUCAGUAGUCCCCAUCACGCUUGCAAAGUGCCAAUCUGCCUAAAGACCAAUCUCUCUCUUGUUCCUCAAUGUUUGCUUCAAAAAAAAAGUCUUUCUCGAAGGCAGAAGAAACACGACUUGUUCUGUGUGAGGGCUAAUAAGAGUGCUAGUGAUGAUGAUCUGGAGAGUAGUCGUCCUCUGACUCAGUUUUCUCCCUCUUUUUGGGGAGAUUACUUCCUUUCCUUCUCCGUUGACCAAUCCGAAUCUGAUGGACUAGCAAAAGAGAUUGAAUCUGUGAUGAAGCCAAACGUGAGAGACAGACUCAUGUCUUCUCACAGUGGCGACAAGGAGAAGAUUCGUAUAAUUCAUUUGCUUAUCUGCCUCGGCAUCUCACAUUACUUCGACAAGGAAAUUGAAGAGAUUCUAGAUCAAGGUUUUCGGAAAUUGAAUGACAUAAUAGCCAAGGAAGAUGACUUGGAAACCAUCUCAAUCAUGUUUGAGGUCUUUAGACUAUACGGUCACAAGAUGUCUUGCGAUAACUUCGAAAGAUUCAAAGGUGAAGAUGGGAGGUUCAAGGAGAGUCUAGCCGGAGAUGUUAGAGGAAUGCUACAGCUGUACCAAGCAGCACAUCUCGGUACACCCUCUGAAGAUAUAUUGGAGGAAGCCAUGAGUUUCACUAGGAACCAGUUGGAGUGUUUUGCAUCCCAAGAAAUGAGUACUCUUUCUCCCCAUCUUUCCACACAUAUUCGCAACGCCUUGUAUAGACCUCGAUGUCAUAACAUGGAAAUAUUCGCCGCAAGAGAAUAUGUUUCUUUCUACAACCAUGAAGAAGGUCAUGACGAGGUGCUUCUUAGGUUUGCAAAGCUAAGCUUCAACUAUUGCCGACUGCUUUACAUCCAAGAGAUCAAAACUCUCACCAAGUGGUGGAAUAACCUAGAUGUGCCCUCCAAACUUCCUUACGUGAGGGAUAGAAUUGUGGAGACGCAUUUCCCUGCUUUAGGACCAUAUUUCGAGCCACGGUAUUCACUUGGGAGAAUUAUAAUGACUAAAAUUAUCAUAGUCGUGGUUAUUUUGGAUGACACAUGUGACGCGUAUGGAACUUUUCCUGAAGUUAAAAGUCUCAUUGAUUUUUUGCAAAGGUGGGAUCUUGGUGCCAUUGAAGAAUUACAAGGCUAUUUGAGAAUAGUCGCCCGAACUUUAUUGGAAACUUUAGGAGAGAUCGAAAGAGAGAUGAAGCCCCGAGGAAGAUCAGCUAGUGUACAGCACACGAUAGAUGAGAUAAAGAGCAUAGGGAGAGCGUACCUAGCGAUAUCAAACUGGGCACGUGCAGGGCAUGUGCCAACUUUUGAGGAGUAUAUGGAGGUUGCGAUGGUCACCGCAGGGAUGGAUGAUUUUGCAUCAUACAGCUUUAUAGCGAUGGAAGAUUGUGACGAGAAACCACUGUACGAAUGGUUUAACUCCAAGCCCAGAAUCUUCCAAGCCUUGUGUGUUAUGUACCGUCUGAAAAACGACAUAGCCACCUACGAGUUAGAGAUGAAGAGAGGAGAGGUGGCAAAUGGAGUCAACUGCUAUAUGAAGCAACAUGAUGUUACUAAAGAAGAAACCGUGGAAGAAUUUAAUAAGAUAUAUAGAGAGAACUAUAAGAUAAUGAUGGAGGAGUUCUUGACGACAAAGUGUGUACCACGACAGAUCUUGAUGCGAUGCCUCAACAUUUCUCGAACUUUUGAUGUGAUUUGCAAGGAAGGCGAUGGAUACACUGAACCCCUUGGAAAUCUCAAAGACAUGAUUACCUCUUUCUUCCUCCAUCCAAUUCUGCUUUGAACACAUGAAACUUUACUUGUAACGUAGUUUACAAGUUCAAAUAUAUGUACUUGGAUCUCUUACUGGUUCACUAUUGAAUAAAUGAUGAGCAAGAUAAGGUUCGCUAUAUGAUUUUAAUUUGCUUCUAUUGAGCAGAUUUCUUUAAUUUAACUUGAAAGGCUAUUUCAUUACUAAAAGUUAAGUAAAAACUGCAUUGGUCUACGAAGUAAAAACUAGGACUUAUACCAGCCAUUCCUGAUAUGUAAAGUUCUUUCAGACUUGGUAGUUGACCAAGAGAUGGCAAGAAGGAACAGUUUUGACACUCACUGAGGCGUAUGCACACGAUUCUAGGUAAUGAAGAUUGAGCUAGCCAUUGUGGAAACAUUCUUCAGUUGUAUCUCUCCAUAUUGAGUUUCUCGAUGAGACGAUGUGGCUGUAACUUGUUAAAGACGUCAGCUUCGUUUUGUGUCCUGUGAGGAUUUGUGUUGCUCUCUGAGCUACUAGAUCCAGUUCUCCGGACAAAGUUUAUCUCCCUUAAAUGUUUCUUGAUGUUUAAGUUUGCUCCUGCAGCCUCAGCAAUAUACACAUGUAAAUUUAAAGGACUAGACUUGUAGUUGUAAUAUUGUUUCAAUAUACAAAAGCUCUAGAGAUGAUGGAGAUCAAUGGCUGUGAUAAGCUAAGGACGAAGACCUUCUUCCUUCCUUGUCUUGCCUAUGAAUAAGCUCUUGUCCAUUGUUGACCGAUAAAUUUUUUGAAGCAAAACCAUAGUUCUUCAUUAGCAUUUCACAAGUGGAAUUCGAGAGUGAAAUCUUCUCUUGAGGAAAAACUAUCAGACCUUUCUUGAUGAACACGACACUGUAAAUGGAACUUUUUACUCAGAGAUCUCCAACAUGCAUGUAACAGUUUUUUCUUAUAUUCUAUCUCAAAAUAAUUACUUUUUCGGAACUGUGGAUAUCUAACCUUCUUAAGAAAGGAGAGCAGAAAAUGCAAACAAAUACUUUCAAAAGAAAAUGCUCAAAAAAUCCCAUAGAGAAAGAUGAUGAAACAGAUGGAAGUAUCUCAGUCAGAAAAGACAAAGCCUAAUAAGAACUCCAAAUUCAGAAAGCAGACAAAAUGUAACUGGAGAUAAACUGUUCUAAAACCUCCAAAAAAAACGAAAAUA